This is a messenger RNA of Juglans regia (Persian walnut), 3356 nucleotides long. Its product is annotated as protein SEMI-ROLLED LEAF 2-like. NCBI's taxonomy places the organism in Eukaryota, Viridiplantae, Streptophyta, Magnoliopsida, Fagales, Juglandaceae. The record is from RefSeq and is a predicted model, not a curated record. The coding region runs from base 128 to 3133 and encodes 1001 amino acids. The transcript is spliced from 20 exons.
ACACACUUUCACUGUCGGAAAACCCCGGAAUGUGCUAAAAUUCAACUGGGACUGUCUUGUGAAUUUAUGCCAAAUUGUUUUGAUCAGGUGGGUCUGUGAGUUUAUGCCAAAUUGUUAAUCUGUACAAAUGGGGGUUAUGUCGAGACGGGUUGUGCCCGCCUGCGCUAAUCUAUGUUUCUUCUGUCCUUCGAUGCGGGCGAGAUCAAGACAGCCCGUGAAACGGUACAAGAAGUUGCUCGCCGAUAUAUUGAAGGAUGCCGAACCAAGCGAUAGGAAGAUUGGGAAACUUUGUGAAUAUGCUUCUAAGAACCCAUUGCGCAUCCCCAAGAUUAGCGAUUAUCUUGAGCAGAGAUGUUACAAGGAUUUACGGAGUGAGAAUUUUGGAUCGCUGAAAGUUGUGUUGUGCAUUUAUAGGAAAUUGCUAUCGUCAUGUAAGGAGCAUAUGCCACUAUUCGCCAGUAGUUUAUUAGGGAUUGUCCGGACUCUUUUAGAACAAACUGAACAGUACCAAAUGCAGAUUUCAGGUUGCAAUACUCUUGUUGAGUUUAUAAAUAGCCAGAUGGACAGUACAUACAUGUUCAACUUAGAGGGCCUCAUUCCCAAACUUUGUCAAUUGGCUCAAGAAGUUGGAAAAUGUGAAAGAGAUUUACGGUUACGUUCAGCAGGACUGCAGGCUUUGGCUUUUAUGGUGUCGUUCAUUGGUGAGCACUCCCACAUCUCAAUGGACAUGGACAAUAUCAUAUCAGUGACCUUGGGGAACUACAUGGAUCUCCAAAUUAUCUCCAAGAAUUCAGAGGAAGAUGGACCAUCUCCCGAAUCCGAGCACCAGUGGGUUCAAGGAGUAGUUGAAGCAGAGGAACAUGGCUCAUCUUUACGCAAUGUUGGUAAGAAAGUUCCUGUGUUGCUGAACCACAUGACUAACCCUCAUUUGGACCCUACAAUGGAUACCUCCAAAAGUCCAGCUUAUUGGUCAAGGGUUUGCUUGUGUAAUAUGGCCAGAUUAGCGAAGGAAGCCACGACAGUUCGGCGUGUGCUUGAACCCCUUUUUCAUAGUUUUGAUGAUGAUAACCAUUGGUCACCAGAGAAAGGAGUUGCCUCUUCUGUUUUGAUGUAUUUCCAGUCAGUUCUGGAGGAAUCAGGAGAUAACUCCCAUCUCUUAUUGUCUAUCCUGAUCAAUCGCUUGGAUCAUAAGGAUGUUGUCAAACAACCUCGCAUGCAAAUAAACAUUGUUAAUGUCACCACACAACUCGCAAAAAAAGCAAAGAAGCAGGCCUCGGUUGCAAUCAUUGGUGCAAUAUCCGACUUGAUCAAACAUUUACGAAAGUGCCUGCAAAAUUUAGCUGAAGUAUCCUGCCCCAGAGAUGGAACAGAUAACUGGAAUACUGAUCUUCGUUUGGCUCUAGAAAAAUGCAUUUCACAGCUGUCAAUUAAGGCCGGAGAUGCGGGACCCAUUCUUGAUAUGAUGGCUGUCGUUCUUGAGAAUCUCCCAACAAAUGCUGUUGUGGCUCGAACAACAAUCUCUGCUGUCCUUCAAACUGCAAAGAUUAUCUCUUCCAUCCCUAAUGUGUCAUAUCACCAGAAGGCAUUUCCUGAAGCUUUGUUUCAUCAACUGCUCCUAGCAAUGGCCCACUCAGACCCUGAAACACAAGUUGUGGCGCACAAUAUUUUCUCAGUGGUGCUUAUGCCAUCCCUUCUUUGUCCUUGGUUAGACCCAAAUGCCAAAACUUCACAAGAAGUUCCUAGGUUUUCGUCUUUUGUUACACUGCAGAAGGAAAGAAGUGGAAGCUUUUCCAUUCAGGAUGAAGGUAAAGACACCAUGGAAACCAAGAAUGUUGGUCUGAGAGAGGAAGUAAGUCAAAUCUCGGGUGUAUGUUUGAAACAAUCUGGAAUUGAUCUCUCAUGUGAUCAGUCCUUCAGCUUUAAGCUUUCUUUGACUGGUGGAAACACAGAGCUUUGUAGCAUUUGGUUGAGCAGUCACCAAGUCAGUCUUUUGCUUUCAUCAAUAUGGGUUCAGGCAACAUCUGCAGAAAAUACCCCGACAAAUUUCAUGGGGAUGGCCCAAACUUGUAACAUUGUUUUGCUUUUUGCCCGAUCUAAGACCUCCAGUCAUGCAGCUCUAGUAAGAUGUUUCCAGCUUGCAUUCUCCCUCAGAAGCAUCUCUCUGGAUCAAGAAGGAGGCUUACAUCCAUCUCGCAGAAGGUCGCUCUUUACCUUGGCGUCAUCUAUGCUUAUAUUUUCAGCCAGGGCAGCAAGUUUCCUGGAGCUAAUUCCCAUUGUUAAAGAAUCUUUGACAGAUGAAACAGUUGAUCCUUACCUUGAAUUGUUCAACAAUAUCCGAUUACAAUCUGUCUCUAUAGAAUCUGAUAAGGAGAAGAUAUCAUAUGGAUCACAGGAAGAUGAAGCUUCUGCAUUGAAAUCUCUCUCAUUCAUAGAAUUAGAUGACCAAAAGUUGAAAGAAACUGUGAUGUCACACUUCAUGUCUAAAUCUGCAAAAUUGACAGAGGAUGAGUUGUCAAGUAUAAAGAAUCAACUCUCAGAUGGAUUUUCUCCUGAUGAUGCUUAUCCCUUAGGACCUCCUUUGUUUAUGGAGACACCACAGCCUUCUUCUCCUCAUGCCCAGUUGGAGUUUCCGUAUUUUGAUGAGGCAGCUGGAGCCUUGACAGAUGAAGAAGCCUUUCCUGAACCAAGUGGGAGUCAGUCAGGGCGCAAAACAUCACUCUCCAUCAAUACUAUCAGCAUUAUUGGUGUUACUCAGCUUUUGGAGUCAGUUUUGGAGACAGCUCGACAAGUUGCUAGCGUCCCAGUUUCCUCAACACCCAUACCUUAUGACCAAAUUAAGAGCCAGUGUGAAGCCCUUGUAUCCGGGAAACAGCAGAAGAUGUCAGUGCUUCAUAGUUUCAAGCAUCAAAAAGAGUCCAAGGCAAUAGUUCUGUCUGAUGAAAAUGAAAAGAAAUGCCACAUCUUCUCAUCUAGGACUAGGGAGUGUUCAGAUGGGGAUCUAAUGUUGAUGAAUAAGGAGCCAGUUCGAGGACAUGAUCAGCUUCUCCCCUGUUCACUGGACUAUCAACAAAAUUCUUUCAGAUUACCGCCUUCCAGCCCCUAUGACAAAUUCUUGAAAGCAGCUGGAUGCUAACAGAAAUAUGUUCUCCCAAACUUGCGAAAAUGAUGAAACAAGCCAAGAAGUACUGUAAUGGAGAAACUAAGUGGCCUUUUGCACAAACAUAUUUGGAUAUUUGGCUAGAGUUGUUAAUAUUAAACAAUAUGCUUACCUCCUUCGGCCUCUAUGUAAUACAGAGAGAUUAUGACAUGUAAGUAAUAUGCAAGACCUUUUACAAAGAAUUUCUUUUAAAUAUGUU